This is a messenger RNA of Rhinichthys klamathensis goyatoka, 1683 nucleotides long. RefSeq names its product stanniocalcin 2a (gene stc2a). The coding region runs from base 165 to 1016 and encodes 283 amino acids. Gene Ontology annotation, cellular component: extracellular region. The transcript is spliced from 4 exons. The record is from RefSeq and is a predicted model, not a curated record. Lineage: Eukaryota; Metazoa; Chordata; Actinopteri; Cypriniformes; Leuciscidae. Gene Ontology annotation, molecular function: hormone activity. Gene Ontology annotation, biological process: intracellular calcium ion homeostasis.
ACACCUGCUUAACUCCUUCAUCCAAAUUGACACCCGGACUCUAGGAAAUAUAUCCAGCAUCCCGUCUCCACUCUCACACGCUCUCUCUGUCACCUCGACCAGUAUCCACACCAGAUCCCAGGCUGACAGCCUGUCGUUAUUUAUCGAGAAAACUGAGCGUAGAAAUGUUGAUCAAAUGUACACUAGCCUUGCUACUUGUCUCCGUCUUGGGGGAAGUGGUAGGAACGGAUAAUGUUGAUGUUCACGAGAGUCACCCCGAGAAACCGGCCAGUCAGAAGGGACGUCUCUCCUUGCAAAAUACAGCUGAGAUCCAGCACUGUCUUGUGAGCGCAGGAGACGUUGGCUGCGGUGUGUUCGAAUGUUUCGAGAACAACUCCUGUGAAAUUCGGGGCCUCCAGGAAAUCUGCAUGACCUUCCUGCACAAUGCUGGAAAGUUCGACUCGCAGGGCAAGUCCUUCAUCAAGGAUGCUUUAAGGUGCAUGGCUCACGGUUUAAGGCACAAGUUCAGCUGCAUCAGUCGAAAAUGCCUGGCCAUAAAGGAGAUGGUCUUCCAGCUUCAACGGGAAUGCUACAUGAAACACAACCUCUGCUCAGCUGCUAAAGACAAUGUCAAUGUCAUGGUGGAGAUGAUACAUUUCCAAGACCUAUUUCCCAAAGGGCCGUACGUUGAGCUGGUGAACAUCUUGCUCAGCUGUGGAGAGGAGGUGAAGGAGGCCAUUACCCGGAGCGUGCGUCUGCAGUGCGAGCAGAACUGGGGCGCUCUGUGCGACAGCCUGAGCUUCUGUUCGUCUAUAACUGCCGCUCCAGCGCCGGGCAUCCUUGAGCGACGUCCUGCGGUUUCCUCUCAUUCAGAGGGGGAGCACCACAAGGGCGCUCGACAAGGAGACCGGGACAAACCCGGCAAGGUCGGGUUCAGUUCCCACACGAGAAGUCGGAGUCAAGGCCCACGGCGCGCCAAUUUAGAUGCCGCCGUUGCCGAGCAGGAAGACUCUAAAAUCAGUGACAUUCGGAGGUGAAAUAGCAGGAUCACCUAAAUUGACCAUGACACCCCAAUCCCCAACUUAACAGACUCAGCAGACCUCCUAAUUCAACCCAUUCACCCUCACGUCUCCACAGUCAUUCCAGCACUCCCAAACUGUACAUUUUGCAAGGGUAAAUGUGGUGCAGCUUUUUUGAUACUUCAGAUUAUAUUGCAGAUUGUUAAUUUUGUAGAACUCAGUGCUUUUAUUUUAGUUCUAAUACAGCAUCUCUAUUUCGCAAAUCGUAUCCUCAAGAUUCAAUCACUUUGAUUUAUUUAUUUCAUGCUUUAUGCAGUGUUUGAAUACAUGUACAUAUAAAUCUAUGUAUAUCUAUAUUUAUAUAAACAUGUCUAAAUAUAGCCUCCAUAUUCGGUAAUGAUAUACUAUAUGUAAUAUAGCGCAAAGAAUGCUUGCUGUUGUAUUAGUUACAUUAUUGCACCAAUUACGCAUCUGACUGUAGAUAUGUAAGAUAUGUUUGUUUGUUUCAGAAAUGUAUGUGUAAUUGUUAUUUGAGAUACUUGAUUAAAUACAAGCUGUACAGGAUUGAAGUCCAGGUCUAGCACACACAACGCCAUGUGCUUUUUAGAAGGAAGUCAUUUCGAAAAAGAAAAAAAAGCUUAUUGUGCCUUGAGAUUAUUACCCCAAAAUAAACUGUGGAACCCAA